Messenger RNA from Sipha flava (yellow sugarcane aphid), 1517 nucleotides. Its product is annotated as vacuole membrane protein 1-like. Bases 122 to 1390 code for a protein of 422 amino acids. Lineage: Eukaryota; Metazoa; Arthropoda; Insecta; Hemiptera; Aphididae. The record is from RefSeq and is a predicted model, not a curated record. The transcript is spliced from 9 exons.
CCACUACAAACCAAUUUUUUUUACUGUCAAACAACUACUACUUGUCACUACUAUACACACUACUUUUCCUCGUAACGUGUUGCACUCAUAACGUACUGUGCGUGGUGAUAAUAUUAUUAUAAUGCGACACAAGACCAAAGGAGUGUCGACUGCGGUCACCAACUCCACAGCGAACCGUUCGCCAAAUGACUCUAGACCCAAAUCAAGACAGAAAAAACACGACAAAGUAUUACAAAACGGACAGUGUAAUUCUAAAUCCAAACAACUAAAAAAAUCUUCAACUAUGGAUGCGCACUCCAUUGUGAUAUGGAAACAUCCCAUCUUAACUUUAGAUUAUUUCUGUAAAGAAAUAGUAUGUUUAUCCAAGACGUUUGUAAAAAAAUUAAUUUGUUAUAAGUUGUAUGUACUUCUUGCACUCAUAGUUAUAUCUGCUCCAAUUAUAUUAUUGUAUAUUGAAGGUCCUCAUUUACCGAUUUUAAUUUGGGCAAAAUCAAAAAUUUCAUGGUGUUUAUAUUGGUUAGGUCUAGGAGUAUUGUCAUCAGUUGGUUUUGGUACUGGUCUUCAUACAUUCCUUCUUUAUUUAGGUCCACACAUUACUUCGGUUACUUUAGCUGCCUAUGAAUGUGGCGGACUCAAUUUUCCCGAACCCCCAUACCCUGAACAAAUUAUUUGUCCUGAUGAACUUGAUACUGCUUGGACAGCUAGUUUGUGGAAUAUCAUGUUUAAAGUACGAGUUGAAGCUAUGAUGUGGGGAGCAGGUACAGCACUUGGUGAGUUGCCACCAUAUUUUAUGGCAAGAGCUGCUAGACUUUCUGGGAGACCACCUGAUGAAGACAAAGAAGAUUUAAUUGAAUUUGAAGAAUUACUGAAAAAAGAAAAACACCAUGAAACAAUGACGUUGGUAGAACAGUCAAAAUUAUUUGUUGAGAGACUUGUAAAAAAAGUUGGUUUUUUUGGAAUCUUAGCAUGUGCCUCUAUUCCUAAUCCACUGUUUGAUCUUGCUGGAAUCACAUGUGGACACUUUUUAAUACCAUUUUGGACAUUUUUUGGAGCUACUCUUCUUGGUAAAGCUGCCAUUAAAAUGAGCAUACAGGUGUUAUUCGUUGUGGUGGCUUUUAAUGAAACUCUCAUUGCAAGUGUCCUCGAUAUUGUUGGCAAAAUUCCAGGAGUUGGGAAAAAAUUGCAAGCUCCUAUUACAAAAUUUCUAGAAAACCAAAAACAAAGGUUACAUGCCAAAACAGACUCAAAGGGAACAAAUAUUGUUGUGAAAUUGUUUGAUUUGUUUGUGUUAUCAAUGGUGCUCUAUUUCAUUAUAUCCUUAAUCAACUCCAUGGCACAAAAUUAUUAUAAGCGAAAUCACAAGACUUCAAAAAAACAAUCAAGUGACUGACAUAUAGUAGUCAACCGUUUGAAAAAAUCUUAUCAUAAAUCCAAACGGCAUUGAAACAAUUAUUAUUAAUUUAUUUAUUCAAUUAUUUUCAUACAAAUUAAAAAUUAUAAUUUCUUGGUACACAAUU